ACCCUCGGCCCUCCAUAUAAACGCACCACCCUGGAUGGCCCCUUCUUGAUUGUGACGACCCACGGGAGACGAGAGAGAUACUGCUACAGACUCGCGCGCGUAUCUUUCUUCUUUCUAUCCUAGCGAUCGGCACGAAGCUUUCGAGAUGUCGAGCGUCGCCGGAGGCGUGGUUGGGACGACGGCCGUGUUUUCGGGGGCCGGCGGCGGCGCGCCUCUUCACGUUCUCGCGGUGGACGACAGCUCCGUCGACCGCGCCGUCAUCUCCGGCAUCCUUCGCAGCUCUCGGUUCCGUGUGACGGCCGUGGAUAGCGGGAAGAGGGCCCUGGAGCUGCUAGGAUCGGAGCCCAAUGUGAGCAUGAUAAUUACGGAUUACUGGAUGCCGGAGAUGACGGGAUACGAGCUCCUAAAGAAGGUCAAGGAGUCAUCCACGUUGAAGCAGAUCCCCGUGGUGAUCAUGUCCUCGGAGAACGUGCCGACCAGGAUCAGCAGAUGCUUGGAGGAAGGCGCAGAGGAUUUCCUGAUGAAGCCCGUCCGGCCGUCGGACGUGUCGCGGGUGUUCAACCGGGUGCUCCCAUGAGAAGAGGCGGCGGCGGCAGCGGCGUUGGUGGGGAUGCGGUGAAACCAUUCGUUCACGCGUGCUUCCUUUUUUGGUCGCCUUGUGUCAUGUUUAAACAGAGAAGAUCUCGAGUGAAUUGCCAACAGUAGGUGUUCUUCGUUUUUGGUUUCAAGUGUCUUUCAGCCGGUCCAAAAGCAGUAGUAGUUCUCAGGCAAUUUGUUGGGUGGUGUGGCCUGUUCCUUACUUGUUUUUUUUUCGAAUUAAGAUUACUUUACUUGUUUGGUUUUGGUUAGAGGAAAUUGAAGGCCUUAACAACAGUGUUCAUGAUCUCCUUAUAAACAACGCGAGGCAGUUCCGUUUCCCCUCUCUCGCUCGAGGCGAUACACGAGGCAGUUCCUAGGCCGGCACAGCCGCUGGCUCGCCUUUCCUCCGCUCGUUGCCCCAACGGCGGCGACAGGGUUUGGGAGCCCCGGUUUCUUUUGGCUCGUGUCUAGGUCUAGGCUAGUUUGUUCAGGUGCCGAUGUCUUUGUCAGGAAUAAAAGUUUCCGGGUCAUCGCCUUGACGGCGUUCUAUGACGGUGUCGAGGAGUCGUGGAUGUGUGUCUAGGCAAGGCCUUAAAGACAGUGGUGGAGGUCUUGUCGAGGGUCAUGUUUCUUCGCCUUCGUCCACGUCGUGUCAGCGGUUCCUCCGGCGUUGUCACGAAGCCGAAAGUGUUAGUGUUGGAGGUGGACGGUGCUGCAGCGGUGGUCUCAUCUAAGGUAUCGUGCACCUAGAGUUUCUUCAAAGAUGAAAGAUGGUUGCUGGUUCUGGAGCCCCUCAGCAGCGUUGCCUCAUGAGUACUUCAGAAUCGCGACCCAAGAGGAGCGGAGAUGUGCUCCGGUAGACAAUCCACACGGACACGGUGCCGUUCGUGGCAACGCCUGGUCAGAGGCUCACAACACAGUUUUGCUGCUAUGGCUUUUUUUUUGGACCUUGGCUUGGUGGAGAUGUCUUCU
This is a messenger RNA of Triticum dicoccoides, 1551 nucleotides long. RefSeq names its product two-component response regulator ORR11. The record is from RefSeq and is a predicted model, not a curated record. The coding region runs from base 146 to 577 and encodes 143 amino acids. The transcript has 5 exons. NCBI's taxonomy places the organism in Eukaryota, Viridiplantae, Streptophyta, Magnoliopsida, Poales, Poaceae. Gene Ontology annotation, biological process: phosphorelay signal transduction system; cytokinin-activated signaling pathway.